AGGGCAGUCUCGCCGGAUACGUUGCUGAGGCAUGAAGUCUCACCUAUUUUGUCAAAACAACUGUUAAAUGGGUUAUUUCUGAUUCGAAAGUUCACACUGCAAAACCGAUGAUUGGCCAAAGAAAAAGUUAUGUAUGAAAAAGAAGCAAAACAGCAAGAAGAAAAGAUUGAGAAAAUGAAAGCUGAAGCAUGUGAUGAUUAUGGAAUUAAGAAACAGAUUGAGAUCUUACAAGAGUCACGAAUGAUGAUUCCAGACUGCCAGCGCAGAUUAGAAGUUGCACAUGCAGAUCUUACUCAACUACUAGAAAAUGAAAAAGAAUUGGAAGAAGCCGAAGAGUAUAAAGAAGCACGUUCCAUACUGGAGUCAGUGAAGCUGGAAUCCUAGAAGUUUUUCAGUACUCCCUUUAUAUGCAUUAGCACUGGGUCCAUUCCACACUUUCAUUUGACUGUGGCUCUAUUACUACUGUUGACUUGCUAAGGUUCCCUUUAUGCAAACUGGCCUUUCUCUAACUGCAAGAUGCAUCAAAUAAAGGAUGUUCUGAAACAUCUGUGUGGUCCAUAUUCAGGCAAAAUAGAAACAUUUCCUGUUCACCUCAA
Molecule: messenger RNA, 596 nt
Organism: Pygoscelis adeliae (Adelie penguin)
Lineage: Eukaryota; Metazoa; Chordata; Aves; Sphenisciformes; Spheniscidae
Gene: TBCA
Product: tubulin folding cofactor A
Exons: 4
Coding region: 130-384 (84 amino acids)
Biological process (GO): post-chaperonin tubulin folding pathway; tubulin complex assembly
Cellular component (GO): cytosol; microtubule cytoskeleton
Molecular function (GO): beta-tubulin binding
Source: RefSeq, a predicted model, not a curated record